This is a messenger RNA of Helianthus annuus (common sunflower), 867 nucleotides long. RefSeq lists its product as uncharacterized. The record is from RefSeq and is a predicted model, not a curated record. The transcript is spliced from 3 exons. Bases 1 to 867 code for a protein of 288 amino acids. Lineage: Eukaryota; Viridiplantae; Streptophyta; Magnoliopsida; Asterales; Asteraceae.
AUGUCCAAAAGGAGGUCUUGCUCAACCAUUCCUCAUCCAGUACAGAACACGCGUUGGAUCAUUGAAGAUGAUCGAUAUGACAAUUGGUCUCCAAAUGUUCUUGAGUUUUACUACGAUGGUGAUACACCAACUUGCUAUUCGACAUACAUGGGCGUUACACCGUUAGGAAAAGACUGGUGGGGCGGACUUCUUGGGUUUUGUGGCAAUGGUUUUAUACAAGAAACGCACAUAAAUGCAUGGUGUAACAAGCUAAUGUAUUUACGGGAAACUCAAAGCGAGACACGGCCAUGCCAGUCUAAUGAUUAUCGUUGGACAAUUAUGCCCCCUCAUUUUUUCAACAUGGUAGUUGAACAGAAGCAUGAUGCUUACAGCUAUGCAGAUGGGUCUAGACAAAAAUUUCCUGCAUUUUGGAAUGUGGAUACGGUCUACAUGCCAGUUUCACACAAGGAUCAACACUGGUUAAUCUUACAGAUAAACAUGUUGUCACUAAAAGUUAAAGUUUAUUUCCCAAAUAAUUGUAAUGUAAUGCAUUGUGGAGAGUCGUUUUGCAUACAUAAAAAAAUACAUCAAAUUCUACUUGAAUUUGAGUCUCCAUUCUUAUGGUUUUUGGGUCGCAUAUCGUACUGGCAACUUUCUGGAAUAAACGAGACAGAUACCUUGGAGUGUGCGGGGGAUGAUGUGUGGCCAGAUAACGGGGAUCAUACAGGUCGAAAUUCAGGUGUAAUUAUUUGUAUGUUAAUGGAAAAACUUGUUCAAAACUUUGCAUUGACAUGGGAAGAGGAAAAUCUACAGGAUGCUUGUGUCAGAUACAGACGGUACAUGGCGGAUGAACUCUACGCUGGCCGAUUCACACAAAAAAAAAACUGA